This is a messenger RNA of Psammomys obesus (fat sand rat), 1969 nucleotides long. RefSeq names its product epidermal growth factor receptor pathway substrate 15 like 1 (gene Eps15l1). Gene Ontology annotation, molecular function: calcium ion binding; cadherin binding. The transcript has 16 exons. Gene Ontology annotation, cellular component: cytoplasm; clathrin coat of coated pit; plasma membrane. Gene Ontology annotation, biological process: endocytosis; endosomal transport. The coding region runs from base 50 to 1603 and encodes 517 amino acids. Lineage: Eukaryota; Metazoa; Chordata; Mammalia; Rodentia; Muridae. The record is from RefSeq and is a predicted model, not a curated record.
GGCUCCGCCCCCGCCCCUCCGGCGCUCGGGAGCCCGAGUCCGCAGGAAGAUGGCGGCGCCGCUAGUACCCCUCUCACAGCAGGUUCCCAGUGGAAAUCCAUUGUACGAGUCUUAUUAUAAGCAGGUGGACCCUGCGUACACAGGGAGAGUUGGGGCCAGUGAGGCUGCGCUGUUUCUGAAGAAGUCGGGGCUCUCAGACAUCAUCCUGGGGAAGAUAUGGGACUUGGCGGACCCGGAAGGUAAAGGGUUCUUGGAUAAACAGGGUUUUUAUGUUGCACUGAGACUGGUGGCCUGUGCCCAGAGUGGCCAUGAAGUCACCUUGAGCAAUCUGAACCUCACCAUGCCACCACCGAAAUUUCAUGACACCAGCAGCCCCCUGAUGGCCACACAGUCGUCUGCAGAGAGCCACUGGGCCGUGCGGGUGGAGGAGAAGGCAAAGUUUGACGGCAUCUUUGAAAGCCUCCUACCACUCAAUGGUCUGCUGUCUGGAGACAAGGUCAAGCCGGUCCUCAUGAACUCAAAACUACCUCUGGAUGUGCUGGGCAGGGUCUGGGACCUUAGUGACAUUGACAAGGACGGACAUCUGGACCGAGAUGAGUUUGCUGUGGUAAGUCCUCUGUUUCCCGUUCCCACCCUGCUGAAGCCUAAGGAAGUAGUCAUGUUGGAAGAUCCUUUCAAAAACAAAGCCUUAUUGUUUAGCAACAAUUCCCAAGAGCUGCAUCCAGACCCCUUCCAAGCGGAGGACCCCUUCAAGUCCGACCCAUUUAAAGGAGCUGACCCCUUCAAAGGUGACCCUUUCCAGAACGACCCCUUCUCAGAGCAGCAGGCAACAACUGCAGACCCAUUUGGAGGGGACCCUUUCAAAGAAAGUGACCCAUUCCACAGCUCAACCAGUGAUGACUUCUUCAAGAAACAGACAAAGAAUGACCCGUUUACCUCAGACCCUUUCACCAAGAACUCCUCCUUACCUUCAAAGCUCGACCCAUUUGAGUCCAGUGAUCCCUUCUCAUCCUCCAGCAUCUCCUCGAAAGGAUCAGAUCCCUUCGGAACCCUAGACCCCUUUGGAAGCAGCUCUUUCAGCAGUGCCGAGGGCUUUGCUGACUUCAGCCAGAUGUCCAAGCCCCCACCUUCUGGCCCCUUCUCCUCCUCCUUGGGAGGCGCAGGAUUCUCAGAUGACCCCUUUAAAAGUAAACAGGACACUCCCGCUCUGCCUCCGAAGAAGCCCGCUCCUCCACGGCCCAAACCGCCCAGCGGUCAGAGUACACCUGUAAGCCAGCUGGGUUCUUCAGUCUUCCCCGAGCCCCCCGAUCCAUUCCAGCCACUUGGGGCUGACAGCGGCGACCCGUUCCAAAAUAAAAAGGGGUUUGGGGACCCAUUUAGUGGCAAAGAUCCAUUUGCCCCCUCCUCUUCAGCAAAACCUCCUAAGGCCUCUUCCUCCGGCUUUGCCGACUUCACCUCUUUUGGCAAUGAGGAGCAGCAGUUGGCCUGGGCCAAGCGGGAGAGCGAGAAAGCCGAACAGGAGCGGCUGGCGAGACUACGACGACAGGAACAGGAGGACCUGGAGCUGGCCAUAGCCCUCAGCAAGGCUGACAUGCCAGCCUAGUGAGCAGGGGAAGCUGCAGCUGUCUGUAUGUACACACCCAUGCUCAGAGCGUGCCCAGCUUCAAGCCGUGCCAUGCCACAGCCAAGGACAAGCAGGCCACUGGGCCUCAGGCUGCAGGGGCCUUUUCAGAGGCAGAAGACAGGGCUCACCCCUGUAGGUGGGCCAGGAGGGCAGCUGUAGGUAAAAGGCCUAGAACCUUCAAGAUCAUUUAAUGGCUGGCAGAGGCCUCCAGUCUCCUGGCUGUAGACAAGCCCCGCCCCAGCCCUUCCCUGAAUCCAUGAGGACACACACACACACACACACGCACGAUGUAUGCAUUCGUUGUAUAAAAAUGAAGUUUGAAUGAUUAAUAUAAAAUAUUUUAAU